GAAUACAUAUUUGGCUUCCCAACGAAAAAUUGGAUCUUUGUUCGUUUUAUAUGAAGAAACUAGGGUUCCUAUUUUGAAUCUUUGAGAGCUUAUUUGGCUGUAAAUUAUGAUGAUGAGAAUAAUUUCAAUGAGGAAAAGGAUGAGAUCCAUCUCUAAACGCAAAAAAAGACAUAAGGUGAUUGGGUUAGUCUAAGUGUCUUAGCUGAAGCAUUCUUACGCAAAGGUGUGUUUCUUUUUUUUUUUGGUAAUUUAUGCCCAUUAUCUUGGUUCAUUCAGAGUAACAACAACCUGCAGGAUGGAUAGGAUCAGUUGCCUGCCUGAUGAAAUUCUUGUUUCUGUUCUGUCUCUUCUGGGAAUUAGAGAAGCAGCGCGCACUUGUGUGCUCUCAAAAAGAUGGGAACAUUUGUGGUCCUUUAACAGGGUUCUAAACUUUGAUGCUUCACAAACAGUUUUACAAAUUGAAUCCAACACAGAGGCACUGUUGGGGGUAGAAAGAUGUAGGUACAUAAAUUGGGUGAACAAAGUGGUGGAGUCACAUUGUGGUUCAACCAUAGACGAGUUUAGAGUUUGUUUUUGUUUGAAUAGCUCUUCUAGUUGUGUCAUUGAUAGAUGGAUUGAGUUUGCAAUAACAAAGAGUGUUCAAAGGCUUGAGAUGGAGUUGGAACCAUCUGUCUUUUCCGAAGAGCAUGCUGGUUUACCGUAUACUAUUACAAACCAGAGUUAUAAUAUUCUCUUCAAAAGCCCUGCUUGUUUAUCCAGCAUUAGGUCCCUAAGAUCCCUCUGUUUUUCGCGUGUGAACAUAAGUGGAGAAAUUCUUGAACGCUUACUUUCCGAUUGUCCUCUUCUCGAAUCUUUACGAGUACGAGACUCGGAACAUUUAGUGAAUUUAAAAGUUUUUGGUUCCUCACUUCGGCUGAAGUUCUUGGACAUAUCCGUAUGCCCCAAUCUGAAGGAUCUUGAGGUUUGUGCUACGAGUCUUGUGUCAUUUUCACAUUUUGGACUCGGCCAAAAAAUGAAUAUGCAAAUUAAGGAUGCAUUCCAGCUUGCCAAGGUGUCUAUUUCAGAUUUCGUUGAGCCAAUACGGAGUGUUUUUUUCUCGUUUUCAAGCUACUUUUCACAGCUCGAGACUCUUUCGUUGGGCAUGGAGAUGACUCGUGGGCAAAAGGGUAAUUCAGGAUUCCGAAAACUUCCUGAAUUUACUAAGCUCAAGUUCUUGACAUUGCAAGUUCUAGCAGAUCAAACUGCAAGCAUUCUCUGUUGGACUCCCUUGAUAUAUGCAUCACCUGUGCUGCAUAAAUUUAAAUUGCAGGUACAAUAUUUGACGCCUUUGGGGGUGGAAGGAAUAAGGCAGCGUAAAAUUCCCAACCGUCCCCAUCAAUGUCUAAAGGAGGUGGAAUUGGCUGGGUUUGUUGGCUGUUUUAUUGACCUCGAGUUUGCCCACUAUUUUAUUAAGAAUGCCGUUAUGUUGGAGAAGAUUACUAUCGAACGUCACUCUACACGUGUAUUGUUGAGUCCAAGACCGUGGAUGUUUAAUGAAACCAAGGAGAAACAAUCUGCCAAAGAGCAGGCUAUGCAACUCCAAAAAAGUCUACCUGCAAGAGUCAAAAUGGAAAUUAUAUAAUCCUGCUCAACUGCAUUUUGCUGCUCAAUAUUUAGUUUGUUAAUUUCAUUUUUCAUUUGCUAUUUAAGAGAGUUUGAUAGAUUAGGGAGUGGGUGUGAUCUUAUAAGUGAGCAUUUUUGCUACUCAAUAUUUAGUUUGUUAAUUUCAUUUUUCAUUUGCUAUUUAAGAGAGUUUGAUAGAGUAGAGAGUGGGUGUGGUCUUUUAAGUUAUUGAUAUUGGAAGUGUUAAUUUUAUAUUCUGAAUUCUUUUGGUA
This is a messenger RNA of Cornus florida, 1874 nucleotides long. RefSeq names its product FBD-associated F-box protein At4g10400-like. The record is from RefSeq and is a predicted model, not a curated record. The transcript is spliced from 5 exons. The coding region runs from base 296 to 1621 and encodes 441 amino acids. Gene Ontology annotation, molecular function: protein binding. NCBI's taxonomy places the organism in Eukaryota, Viridiplantae, Streptophyta, Magnoliopsida, Cornales, Cornaceae.